GCGACCUGGUCCCCAGAGGCUCCCUUCGUUUGGAUCACAGGGUGCCUCGAGCUGGAAGUGUGUCACCAGUACAGAUGAAGCCCUCUUUGCUGCUGCUUUGUCACCUCUGGCUGAACAGCCUCACACCUCUCUUGUGGGCAUCAGACUGGGCACAAGGCACCUCCAGCCUAACAUGCUGGUAUGACUCACGGGCAACUCUCUUCUGUGACUGGAACUCAGGCAGAGACCUGGCUGAAGCACCAUGUCAGCUGGAGAUUUUAUCCAAGUUCCCUCUCUGUUAUAGGUCACUUGAAAAAAUCAGGGAGCACUGUGAAUUGCUCAAGGCAGAACACAUGACAGGACUGAGGAGAUGCAUCAAGACCUUCAACAAAAACAGUAAUACUCAGUGCUUCACCACUGCAGACCGUCUGACCAUGUCUGUGCACUGCCAGAUUGGAGAGAAUGGGACUAUACCUGUGCAAAUAGAAAAUUUCAGUCCACUUGCAAAUAUAAAGCUGAGGCCUCCAGGAAAUCUUCAGCUCGUUAGCAAAAGUGACAACAUCUACAACUUAACGUGGAGCCUGAAUAUUUCCUCUCACUAUUUGGAUGGGGAGAGAGAAUACCAAGUGCGGUACCGAACCACGAGUCAGUCCUGGGAGGAGGCCAAGAACUUCUCCAUUGUUCAGGACCAGAUGUGGGUGAGGUUUGAGAACCUCUCCCCUGACCUGAAAUAUGAGGCAGCUGUCCGUGCAAGACCAAGUGCCUCGAGUACCUUCAAAGGUGUGUGGAGCGACUGGAGUGAGACAAUACUGUGGAGGACACCUGGAAAACAAACAUCCCAGCCAUUCCUGCCAGCUCUUAUAGUGAUCACCUGCAUCUUCGUGAUCAUGGGGACUGCCUUCCUCAGUAACUUAUGGAGCCUGAAAUGGUUUAAGAAGAUCCUGAAGAUCCCAGACCCCAAGAAGUUCUUUCCCACGCUUGUUUCAGUCCACGGAGGUGAUAUUCAGAAAUGGUUCUCCUCCCCAUUCUCCACAUCUUCCUACUGUAUGAACAGCACAACCCCAGAGAUCUCCAUGCUCGAGGUGAUGCAGAAGAAUGACCAGGAAUCCCAGUUUAUGCUUUCCAAGGGAACCUUGACUCCUGAUCCUCCCAUAGAAACCAGUGGGCAUUCUGUAUCCAGCUGCUUCACCAACCAAGGCUACUUCUUCUUCCACCUUCCCAGCUCCUUUGAGAUUGAGCCCUGUCAAGUCUACUUCACCUAUGAGCCUUUCAUCCAAGAGGGCAGUGGCAGUGAGGAUGGAGAAUCUUACCAUGCUCUCCCCUCCCCAGGCCUCUGCACACUGGCAGAGGACGUUCCUGUGUUGUCCCAAAACUUCCUUCACUGUAGCAAGGCAACUCAGGCUUUCCAAAACAGCUCUUUCCUUAAAGAAACACAAGGUGAAGCCCAACAGACUCUGGCUACUUCUGGGGUUUUUCAGUCAGGUGAAGGCACCUCACCAACAACAUUUCUGAAGCAGGGUGAGAAGGUGAUGGACAAAACAUCUUUAGAACCUGCUGAAGCCUCGUGCCAGAUGGACACUGACUUUUCUGACCCACCAGACCUUUGUGGAAGAGAUAAAACUGAUGUACUGGAGGGGAGUGGGAAGGUACACCCUCCAAUUGACCCAUAUACACCAGCAGCACACACCAUCUCUUCUUUCUCUCAGCCUUCACCUCUAAGGCAAAGCCAGGAUGAAAAUCCAUGCAGAACAGCCUUCUCCAGCCAGUUCCCAAACACUGGUGCCUACCUUUCCAUGAAGGACCUCCAAAGCCAAUACAGCCAUUGUUCUGUCUAG
Calypte anna (Anna's hummingbird) is the source of this 1814-nucleotide messenger RNA. RefSeq names its product interleukin 2 receptor subunit beta (gene IL2RB). Gene Ontology annotation, biological process: cytokine-mediated signaling pathway; immunoglobulin mediated immune response. The coding region runs from base 75 to 1814 and encodes 579 amino acids. The transcript has 10 exons. NCBI's taxonomy places the organism in Eukaryota, Metazoa, Chordata, Aves, Apodiformes, Trochilidae. Gene Ontology annotation, cellular component: membrane; external side of plasma membrane. The record is from RefSeq and is a predicted model, not a curated record. Gene Ontology annotation, molecular function: cytokine receptor activity; protein binding.